CCUACAUUACGUCAUAAGGACCCGCGCACUUGUCGAUCGCGGUGUAUUUCUGGUGAUGCAGCUCUCCAGCCGCCGGAGCAUGCCCUUGCUGGACGGCCCGUUGUCUUCCGCCUGUGUUCAGGUCGUUUUUACCCCCAGUAAAUAAGACGUUUGUAUUAAGAGAAGGCUUUGUGGACACGCAGCAGGUCAGCAGGGGCCGAGGCUGUUUAUCUGUGCGCGCAGGGAGGAGCGAGGCGAGCCGCUGCAGGAUCAGAUAACGAGGUUGUGUCUCCACACACUGCACUAUGCCAGGCCGCUUUCUGCGAGGAGGCUGCUGUCCUCUGCUCCGCCUGUGGGCCCUGCUGCUGCUGCUGCUGCCUCUGGCCUCCCUCCACAGCCUGAACCAGCGCGGGAGCAGGGGCCUCGGUGCGAGCAACCGGCCCAAGCUGCUGCUCGUGUCCUUUGAUGGCUUUCGCUGGGACUACGUCGACCGGGUCCCGACGCCCAACUUCCACAGCAUCAUGGACCAGGGCGUGAUGGUGGAGAAGGUGGAGAACACCUACAUCACCAAGACCUUCCCCAACCACUACAGCCUGGUGACGGGUCUGUAUACGGAGACGCACGGCAUCGUGGCCAACGAGAUGUACGACCCCGUCCUCAACCGCUCCUUCUCCAUGGAGACGGACAGUAUUUAUGAUUCAAGGUGGUGGGAGGAGGCGGUGCCCCUCUGGGUAACCAUCCAGAAAGCCGGAGGGCGGAGCGGGGCUGCGAUGUGGCCUGGGUCUGACGUGAAGAUCCACGGCAUGUUCCCCUCCCAGUUCCUCCACUACAACGCCUCAGUCUCCUUUGAAGCCAGAGUGGAGCGGAUCAUAGGGUGGUUCUCUGCGCCUAAAGAGGACGCGGUGGAUUUUGGAGUCCUGUACUGGGAGGAGCCAGACGAGAGCGGGCACCAACUGGGGCCUCAGAGCCCCCUCAUGGACGCAAUCAUCGCCGGAAUCGACGAGAAACUCGGCUUCCUCAUCAACGAGCUGAAGAAGGCCGGGCUGUUUGAGAAAGUGAAUCUCAUAGUGACCAGUGAUCACGGGAUGACGCAGCUUUUCACUGAUAACAUCAUUGAACUGGAUGAGUACGUGACCAGAGACCUGUACACCUGGGUGGAUAAGAGUCCGGUGGUGGGGAUACUGCCCAACGAAGGGAAACUGGACGAGGUGUAUGACAAGCUGGUGGACGCCAACCCAAACAUGGCGGUCUACAAGAAAGAAGAUAUUCCCGAGCGCUUCCAUUACCAGCACAACAGGAGGAUCAUGCCCAUCAUCCUGGAGGCCAAAGAGGGCUGGACCAUCCUGCAGAACCGGACCGGGUCCUUCAUGUUGGGAAACCAUGGCUACGACAACACCCUCCGCAGCAUGCAGCCUGUGUUCGUGGCUCGCGGUCCAGCCUUUCGCCAGAAUUACCUGAAACCCUCCAUGCGCUCCGUCGAUCUCUACCCUCUCAUGUGCCACAUCCUCUCUGUGCGCCCUCUGCCGAACAACGGCUCCCUCUCGAACGUUCGGGACCUGCUGUACCCUGAGGAGGCUCCCCCCACGCCCAGUGCCCCUCCCAGGGUCGACGAGUACUCCUACGCCCCCGUGGUGGGCACUUUCAUCAGCGUGGUGAUGGUGCUGGGCUUUCUCAUGUUCUACAUCAGACAACUGACGCUCAAGCAGCUACCCUCGCUGAAGCACAGACGCAGGGAGAUGUCGCAGCCCUUGCUGCAAGAGGACUUGCACCUGUAGCCGACGAGACAGAAAGGAUAGCAGACGUAAAAAGAAGAGGAGGUAUCGCUCCCCAAGGUAGUCUGCUCUGCCCAGAAGCAUCCCCUGAACACCUACUCUACACGAGUAAUUUGCCAUUGUGCUGCUCCUUUAUUAGAUGGAGAGCAAGAGAACUGAAUGUGACCUCGCAAUCAUGUCGAGAGCUUUGCCCAAAGUGUGAGGGGGAUGUGAAGGGUUUGCUUCUGGUGUAGGAUCUAAAUAAUAAACCUUUACAUGGGCUUUAUAGUGGCUUUGCUUUGAUUGUGAAUUUUACCUAAUAUCAUCUCAUUGUUUUCAUUGUCGCGUACAAAGUAAAAAAAUCAAUUAAAAGCUGAGAUUUUAACCUGUGAUUCUGGCAAGUAGGAAGCUUUGGUGGCCAAAACUUUGACUUGGAUAGGAUUACGGUGUCGGUAUGCUUGAAAUGAAUUAGCAGCUGUUAGGAACAGCUGCACUCAAAAGGCAGGGUGAAAAGCUUGCCAUCAUAGAAAGGGAUGGAAGCAAUAAUAUAACUGCGCACACUUUUAGACAAUCUUUCCUUGAUGGCUUUCAUAGUGCGGCACUCUUGUGUGCUGCAGGAAAUGCGUGAAGACAUGAAGGGAUGUUUUCCGGAGUUUUUCUUUCAAAAGAAGAAAGGAAGCUAUAGAUUUUUUAGGUCAGACAAAACAGGAGAUUUUGUGGAACAGUCAGACAAGGAGUGGUGUGUGUGGGUAGAAUAUUCAAAAGGCGGGACAUGACGCGUAAAUUCCACUGUAGAAAUCACUGUUUUUGUUUACAGCACAUCGACACCGGUGGACCCUUCUCGCCAAAAGCUCUGGAAUCUUGUCGUCUUUCCAUGUUGACAUCUCUGUCGUCGUGUUCUAGGUGUAUGACACAUCUUUUUGAUCCUGAGAUAUUGUAUUCUUCCAGUUACGCGUCGCUUGUUUGAAACCACUUUCUCGUGGGGAUUUUUCCAACAAUGUUCCUUCUGUAUUCUCACAUGGGCUCACUCCAUGGCUCAGACAUUUUACGAGGGGGCUGGCAGGAACAAGUCCCAGAAAAUGUCCUGAGCGACUGACUGACAUUUCUCACAUACAGCCCCUCUGGAAAAUCUCAAGAAAAUGUCCGGACUUCAGUGCGUGUCUGAGUCAGUUUAAGUGAAGUAUUUUAUCUUUUGAAGCAUACUGACACCUUAACUUCAGGUAGUAACAGUGAAAUGGCCGGCAGUCGAUAUGGUUUACUGAAAGUAUUUUCGUAUAUUCUACUGGGGCAUUCACACCAAACGAGAAGAGAACUUUCGCGUUGUACUACUCACGCAAGUUUGGCUGCGGGACUAUUUGUGUUUACGCGAGGUAACACAACCCACGAAUAUUCGCCCGUUCUCCUCGGGAAAAGACAGGAGGACUACUGGCCGCCCUUCCUGAGGCUGACCAGUGGCUGGUUUGGUCAUCUGCUCGCUCAGGAUGGUGCAAGGACCAUAGUCUGGUGGGUUUGACUGGCUUUCUUUUGUGCCAUUCACAUCGCGAAUUUGAGUCCGUUCACAUCUUUGCGUUGACUUAUGUAGUCAAAUUGGGGGUGAAAUUUGCUUCCUGUUUGUGUGAACACAGGAAGGGAGAAUUCGAGGCCUUGUCAGAGUUUUUUCCACCAAUUCCUCCGCUUGUGCUGAAUUAGAAGCUACCUUGUGAUUAUAAAUGCUGUGAUUUAGCUGAAGUAUUAAAAACUCAACUCGUCUCAGGCUGGGCUCAGUGUUACUUCUGAAUGUUAGCUGGACGCACGUGUUCCAGUGAAGGCUCGACCAAUGUGCCAGGCUACUGCUCACACGCGUAGGUCAUUCCACGAGCCGACCAUGUCACGACCUUGCUCUUUUAGUAGUCAGCUACCAUUUGCCUUUUAACUUAAGUGGAGAACAUCUUUCUUUAGGUGUGCAAUCAUUUGUGUGUAAGUUGGUCUUAUUUGUAUGUGUGUAGCGUUUUUGUUGGGAAGAUAUUUUUCUGUAUAGACAAGUGUGUACUCCACUCAUCCUCACGUGUCGACUGUCAUAACCACGGCCAUUUGUUGGUGAAAUGUGAAGUGCAAUUGCUAUUGGUCAGUAUUUUGUCGUUGGGAUAAUAAGGGUUUCGGUGUUGCUGGGUUGAGAAGACUUCUUUUGGCCCCUGAUUUGCACUACAGUACAGAACUGAAACACAGCGAAGGGGCAGCGGUCGGAUGCUUUUUUUUUUAGCUCAUGUAAACUUUGCACUCCUUGUUCGUAGUUGCUAUUUGAAACAAUAGAAAACAUUAGGAGCCUCUUGCCAAAAAGCUUUGAUCAGUGUAAGCAUUGAAAGUUGAGUAGAAUCCAAAUCUGUCAGUAAAUUACUUUUUUUUCAGCCUAUUUUAAGAAAGAAUUGGUUAAAUUUUCUUCUCAUGCUUUUAGAUGCAUUGACUAAUAACUGUGCCCAAAAGAUGACAGACAUCACUGUGAGAAAUUACUUUUUACUAAAUUUAAAUAAAUUGAAAGCAUUUAUAUGGAAAAUAUAAAUUUUCUGAUGAGGUUUUAUGAAAGCAGUGUUGUCUGAUGAUUUUUCCCCUACAGAGAAAGGAAAUAUAUCCAUACUAUAUUUAAAAGAUUAAUUUGAAAUGGUUAGAUUCAAUAUUAGAUCAAGUUAAUAUAUGUUUUAUUAUUACCUUGGAUUUGAAAUAUGGAUAUUUAAUAUGAUUUACAAAUUAACUAUCUUUGCCAUGUUAAUGCAAUUAAACAGUCUAUGAGAAACUGAA
This is a messenger RNA of Hippoglossus stenolepis (Pacific halibut), 4502 nucleotides long. It is a transcript of the gene enpp5, whose product is annotated as ectonucleotide pyrophosphatase/phosphodiesterase 5. Lineage: Eukaryota; Metazoa; Chordata; Actinopteri; Pleuronectiformes; Pleuronectidae. The record is from RefSeq and is a predicted model, not a curated record. The transcript has 4 exons. The coding region runs from base 285 to 1754 and encodes 489 amino acids.